AUGAUAUCUCGUAAUUGCUUGCGGCACUGCCGCGCAGUAGCUGGCCACAUCUCUCGUGUGAACCCGGCUCUUCUGCGCGGCUUCGCUCUAUCUAGACAGAACGUUCAGACUUUUGCCUCCGUACCCGACUCGAAAAAUGGCAGGCCCAUACCUCCAGAGUCUCGUGACGAGGACGAGCAUGCGUCGCCCUUUAAGCAGCAGCGUCGGUCAGACCUGGGCCAAGACCAGGCGAGCGAAUCGCCUCUCUACCCUGAGUCUUAUCCGCGCAUAGAGUCAUCUGAGGCUCGCAUGGCUGUCCCAGAAUUUCUCGAGAGUGAAGGGAACGAGCUGUCUCAGCCUCUCGUCAACCUGGUCGGCCGUGUGCGCGCUAAGCGUGUCGUUGGCAAAAAUCUCGUCUUUCUUGAUAUCGUAAACGAGUUUCAAAAAGUGCAAAUCGUGGUGAAUAAGUCCAAGUGCGUCGAGCCCUUGGACAAUGUCUGUACACACAACUCCAAGAAGUUUCAGCUCUUCAGGUCGCUCAUCCAGGUCGGCGACCAUAUAUCCGUCAAUGGUGUUCGUGACCAUACACCCGCUGGUCUGUUGACCCUCGCUGCGCGACAGAUCCCAGAGCUCCUGUCGCCGACGAUGGAGCAAAUACCCGAAGUUCUCACCGACUCCAAGACCAAGAUGCAGGAUCGCCACGUAGACAUGCUUGUCAACAAGGAGACUGUCGAUGUCUUGCGUCUUCGUUCCGAAAUCACAAAACACAUGCGCGACCAUUUCCAUUCGAAGCGGUUCCUCGAAUUCCAGACACCCAUCCUAGCGGAGAACGCUGGAGGCGCAAUCGCCCGACCCUUCGUCACACGCGCCACCGAGUUUAAAGAUAAAGACCUCGCACUUCGCGUGGCUCCGGAGCUCUGGUUAAAGCGGCUUGUCGUUGGUGGCGUUGACAGAGUCUUUGAGAUUGGCCCUGCCUUUCGAAAUGAGGGUGUCGAUGCCACACACAACCCCGAGUUCACAAUGUGUGAAUUCUACAGCGCAUACUCUAGUCUCGCAGAUCUCAUCAAAGAGACGGAGGAGCUUCUCACCAGCCUCGCCAAACACACGCAAAAGCUUAUUGAAACACAACUUACCUCUCUUCCACCAAUCGAUCUACAAAAGUUCAAGCGGCCAUUCAAGCAGGUCGAGUUCGUGCCUGCUCUAGAAGAAGCCACUGGCGUUCGGUUCCCAAAGUUAUCCGCCGAGGAUGCACUCCCAGAACUUCUCGCUCUCAUGAAACUGGCCGGCAUUGAAAUUCCUGGCGAUAUACCCACUUCACUACCCAGGCUCCUCGAUCGACUGGCCGCCAUGUACAUAGAGCCCAAGUCGUUUGAAGAGCCUCUCUUCAUCAUCAACCAUCCGGCUUGCAUGUCGCCUCUGGCCAAGAGCUUCCUGUGCCCCAAGACAUAUCAACUGGUGUCAGCCCGUGCAGAGCUGUUCGUGGGGGGGCGAGAGCUCGCCAACAUGUAUGAGGAGGAAAACGAUCCCAAGGAGCAGCAGCGGAAGCUUACCUCGCACCGUAAUCUGGUCAACCUGGACGAUGGUGACAUUGGCAUCAACGCGCCGGAGGAGAAGCCGCCAAGUGAAGAGGUGUUCCAGGACGAGGCGGCCUCUGAGGACGCGGUAGAGGUGGAUGGGGUGGAGAGGGAGGGAGAGACGGACCAAGAGGUCUUUGACAAGCACAUGAGGAGGCCAGAGGAAGAAGAUGAAUGGGCUACGUCGCCGCUGGAUCGAAGCUACAUCAAAGCGCUGGACUACGGCCUCCCUCCUACGGGCGGAUGGGGCUGCGGUGUUGAGCGUCUUGUGAUGCUGUUUUCUGGCGCGACUCGCAUCAGCGACUGUCUGAGCUUUGGCACGAUCCGAAACGUGGUUGGCCUGUCGUCUGACGCAGCCAAGAAGGAGGGCGGCAAGCACUGA
Cordyceps fumosorosea ARSEF 2679 is the source of this 1935-nucleotide messenger RNA. RefSeq names its product Aminoacyl-tRNA synthetase, class II (D/K/N)-like protein. Gene Ontology annotation, molecular function: ATP binding; lysine-tRNA ligase activity; tRNA binding. Bases 1 to 1935 code for a protein of 644 amino acids. The record is from RefSeq and is a predicted model, not a curated record. Gene Ontology annotation, biological process: mitochondrial lysyl-tRNA aminoacylation. The transcript has 2 exons. Lineage: Eukaryota; Fungi; Ascomycota; Sordariomycetes; Hypocreales; Cordycipitaceae. Gene Ontology annotation, cellular component: cytoplasm; mitochondrion.